This is a messenger RNA of Dermatophagoides pteronyssinus (European house dust mite), 3468 nucleotides long. Its product is annotated as ribosome biogenesis protein BMS1 homolog. NCBI's taxonomy places the organism in Eukaryota, Metazoa, Arthropoda, Arachnida, Sarcoptiformes, Pyroglyphidae. The record is from RefSeq and is a predicted model, not a curated record. Gene Ontology annotation, biological process: endonucleolytic cleavage of tricistronic rRNA transcript (SSU-rRNA, 5.8S rRNA, LSU-rRNA); maturation of SSU-rRNA from tricistronic rRNA transcript (SSU-rRNA, 5.8S rRNA, LSU-rRNA); ribosome biogenesis. Gene Ontology annotation, cellular component: nucleus; 90S preribosome. Gene Ontology annotation, molecular function: GTPase activity; GTP binding; U3 snoRNA binding.
CCAAAAAAAAACAUGUGUUCAGAAUCGAACAUGUGGUGCUGUGUUUAGCUUUUUUAUUUCUUUUUUAAAAUUGUUAAUUUUUUUUUGAAAAAAUGGAUUCUCAACAAGUAAAUAAAAAAUUUAAACCAAGUUUAAAAUCUAAACAAAGUAAAAAAUUGGCUGGCAAAAAAUUAUCUGGCUCAAAUAAUGAUAAAAAAUCUAAUCAUAAAGCAUUUGCCAUUAAAUCGGCUGUUAAAGCACAAAAACAAUUUCGCCGUAAACAGGAUAUUAUUGCUAAACGUGAACGUUUACCACAAAUUGAUCGUACACCAUUAGAACCACCACCAUUUGUUGUAUCGGUAGUCGGGCCACCAAAAGUUGGUAAAACAACAUUGAUACGUGGUUUGAUCAGGAAUUAUACACGUCAAAAUAUUAGUCAAAUUACUGGUCCAAUUACAAUUGUUUGUAAUAAAAAUCUACGUAUAACAUUGAUUGAAUGUAAUAAUGAUAUUAAUUGUAUGAUUGAUGUGGCAAAAAUAUCCGAUUUAGUUUUACUUGUUGUUGAUGCAAGUUUUGGUUUUGAAAUGGAAACAUUUGAAUUUCUUAAUAUUUGCCAGGCACAUGGUUUUCCACGUAUAAUGGGUGUACUUACACAUUUGGAUGUUUUUAAAAAUCCAAAAAAAUUACGACAAACAAAAAAGCAGUUGAAACAUCGUUUUUGGACCGAAAUUUAUUCGGGUGCAAAACUUUUUUAUCUAUCCAAAAUGAUACAUCAAGAAUAUCUUCGUAAUGAAAUACAUAAUUUAGCACGUUUUAUAUCGGUAAUAAAAUUUCGUCCAAUCGAAUGGAAUUCAACACAUCCAUAUGUCGUUGUUGAUCGUAUGGAAGAUCUGACAAAUCCGGAUGAAAUUCGUUUACAACCAAAAUGUAAUCGUAAAGUUUGUCUAUUCGGUUAUUCACGUGGUUCGAAUUUUAAACCAAAUCAAGCUGUUCAUAUUCCUGGUUGUGGUGAUUUUCAAAUACAUAGUAUUAAUUUUAUACCGGAUCCAUGUCCAUUACCGGAAAAAGAUCCGGAUAAACAGAAAAAACGAAGAUCAUUAAAAGAAAAAGAUAAAUGUAUUUAUGCACCAAUGGCUGGUGUUGGUGGUAUUGUUUUCGAUAAAGAUGCUAUUUAUAUUGAUCUUCGUGGUAGCCAUUCAAUGGAUCAAAAAGAUAAUAAUGAUAAUGAUGGCCAUAACGAAAUGAGUGAACAUGAAAAACUUGUAGCCGAAAUUAAUCAAACUGGACAACCAUUGGAUACACAGAUUUCAUCAUCGGAAAUGAAAUUAUUUUCGAAAACAAUUGAAUCGAAUACAAAUGAUAAUGUUCGACGUAAAGUUGUUUUCGAUGAUGAUGGUAAUGAUAUUGAUGAUGAUGACGACGACGACGAAGAUAAUGAUGAUUAUGAUCAAGAUGAUGAAUCGGACAAUGAAAUUGAUGAUGAAGAACCAAUGGAAGAAAAUUCCGAUGAUGAUCAAGAAAAUAUAGAAUUUUAUGGCAGUUCCGAUGAUGAUGAUGAUGACGAAAUGAAAAACGAAUGGAAAGAUAAUUUAAGAAAAAAAGCAAGCGAAUCAUUUUAUCAACGUAUCGGACGAACAGUAAAUAUACAGGGAUUAGUUUAUGGUAAAAUGGAUUCAAUGAUAAUGCCAACAAAUAACGAUCCUGUAUCGAAUGAUUCGGAUGAACUAUUUCGACCUGUUAAUCAUUCGGAUGAUGUAAAUGUUUCAAAUUCACAUAGUAUGAAAUUUACAUUGAAUUCAUUGGAAUGUACAAAUUUUCCCGAAGAUUUAUUAAUCAAUUUUACCAAUGAUAAUAAUAAUGAUGCAAAAGAAUUGAAUUUAAUUCGUGAUUGUUUUAUCACUGGACAAUGGAAUGAAAAUGAAGAUGCUGAAGCUAUUUUAACAAAAGAUAAAAAUCUUCGUGAUAAACUUGAGCAAGAUGAUGAUGAUGAUGAUGAAUUAUAUGAUGAUUUUGAAGAUUUAGAAAAUGUUGAUGAUAAUGAAAUGGAAACGGAUAAAGUUGAUGAUGAUCAGGAUGAUGAUGAUGAUCUGAUGGACAAGAAAAUGAUGAAAAAACAACAAUUCAAUGAAGAAUAUGAUAAUUUAAAAAGUAAUACGGUUCUCAAUACUGGUGAUGAAAAAAUGUUUAUCGAUUUUGAAAAGGAAAAAAUUCAACAACAAUCAGAACUUAAUCGAAAAGAAUUUGAAAAUAUGUCAAUGGAUCAACGAAUACAAUAUGAAGGUUUUCAAGCUGGCCUUUAUCUUCGAAUCGAAUUAAUACAAGUACCAUGUGAAUUGAUUACGAAUUUUGAUCCAUCAUAUCCGAUAAUUGUUGGUGGUUUACAACAUGGUGAAACUGAUAUUGGUUAUGUUCGUACACGAAUUAAAAAACAUCGUUGGUAUAAUCGUAUAUUGAAAACAAAAGAUCCAUUAAUCAUAUCAUUGGGUUGGCGUCGAUUUCAAACACAACCAUAUUAUUCAAUUGAAGAUCAUAAUGGUCGUAAUCGUUUGCUAAAAUAUACACCACAACAUAUGCAUUGUAUGGCAUCAUUUUGGGGACCAAUUACACCACAAAACACUGGUUUUGUUGCAUUUCAAAGUGUUUCCGAACGAACAUCACAAUUUCGAAUUGCUGCAACCGGUGUUGUGUUGGAUCUGGAUAAAGCAUCACAAAUUGUUAAAAAACUUAAAUUAAUUGGACGACCGAUAAAAGUUUAUAAGAAAACAGCAUUCAUUGGUGAAAUGUUUAAUUCACCAUUGGAAGUAACAAAAUUUGAAGGUGCUGCAAUACGAACUGUUAGCGGUAUUCGUGGACAGAUUAAAAAACCAAUACGAUCACCUGAUGGUGCAUUUCGUGCAACAUUUGAAGAUAAAAUUUCUGCAAAUGAUUUAGUUUUUCUUCGUACAUGGGUUAAUGUACCGGUUGCUAAAUUCUAUGCAACCGUUACAUCAUUAUUAAUGCCAAUCGAACAAAAAGAUCAAUGGAUUGGUAUGAAAACUGUUGGUCGUUUACGUUUUGAAAAUCAAAUUGCCGUAACGAAUAAUCCAAAAUCAUAUUAUCAAGAAUCCAAAAGAAAAGAAUAUCAUUUCAAACCGAUGAUUAUACCGAAUAAAUUACAAGAAGAAUUACCAUUCCGUUCGAAACCAAAAUUAAUACCGAAAAAAUCACAAAAAAUUGAUAGAAUUGCUGUUAUAAAAGAUUCACAUGAAAGACGUACGGAUAAUUUAUUGAAAAAAUUAAAUUUGGUUUAUAAAGAAACCAAACGACAAGAUCGUUUAGUAAUGGAAAAACGUUCAGAGCAACAUCGAAAAACAAUGGCUAAAAUUGAAAAAGGACGUGAAGAAAAAGAGAGAGAACGAAAAAAACAUAUAAUGCGUCAGCUAGGGAAAUCACAUAAAAUUUAAAUUUUUUUCAUUUGAAAACUUUUAAUAAAUUUUUCUUUCUUCGUUA